This is a messenger RNA of Lates calcarifer (barramundi perch), 5763 nucleotides long. It is a transcript of the gene znf148, whose product is annotated as zinc finger protein 148. Gene Ontology annotation, molecular function: RNA polymerase II cis-regulatory region sequence-specific DNA binding; DNA-binding transcription factor activity, RNA polymerase II-specific. The record is from RefSeq and is a predicted model, not a curated record. Gene Ontology annotation, biological process: regulation of transcription by RNA polymerase II. NCBI's taxonomy places the organism in Eukaryota, Metazoa, Chordata, Actinopteri, Centropomidae.
ACCACUAGAUGGCGACAAAUAGAGACUUCCAUGCCUUCAUGAAAUGUGAUGGUGUGUUUGAUUAUUCCGCACACCAUCAUUACACUGUAGUCUUGCAUAACAAUCAUGACAGCCAAACGGGUUUAAGACGCAUCGCAGACUCAAGAAUUACUCUAUGUAAGAUGAAUGCUGAGGACAAGUUGGAGGGUAUGCUGCUGAAGUGCAGCAGUGGAGGAAUAGAUGGAGGAGGGAGAGUCGGGCUGGCAGGCGGAGGAGGACUGGUGGUGAUGACCCUGGGGGAACGAUCGCUGGCGAACCAUCCUCUCUUGGCUGAGGACGAUGAUGAUGAAGACGACGACGAGGACUUGACCGGGAGCUCGCUGGUUACUCAUGACCUGGUUCCUCCGGAGCAGCUGAUGAUGCAGGAGGAGAUGACAAAGACUGGUGCAGGAGAGGAGGAGGGAGGAGGCGAGUUGACCAUCAAGCAGGAACUGAAGCUGUCUGAGCCAGCAGUCCAGAUAAAGAAGGACAAAAAAGCAGUUAAGGACCUGAUGAUGUGUCCCAAGAAGAAGAAGAGGAAGCAGCGAUCACCAGCAAAGAUUCUCAGCAUCAAUGAUGAUGGAUCAUUGGGCAUACAAAACCCCAAGUGUCACAUCUGUGUUCACUGUAAUGCUGCAUUCAGAACCAACUAUCAUCUGCAGAGGCAUGUCUUCAUUCACACUGGUGAGAAGCCAUUUCAGUGCAGCCAGUGUGACAUGCGCUUCAUUCAGAAAUAUCUUCUCCAGAGACAUGAGAAGAUCCAUACUGGUGAAAAGCCUUUUCGCUGUGAUGAGUGUGGGAUGAGAUUCAUCCAGAAGUAUCACAUGGAGAGACACAAGAGGACUCACAGUGGAGAGAAGCCAUACCAGUGUGACUACUGUCACCAGUACUUCUCUAGAACAGACCGGGUUUUAAAGCACAGACGAAUGUGUCACGAGAACAGGGAGAGAAAGACCAACAAGGCUGCUGGUAAAGUUGGACCUUUGCUUGAGGCAGAUUCUUUAGGUCACCCCUUUCUUGCCAAAGAGUGUGCACUGCCCAAGAAAAAACGCCAGAAGUGUGCAGACAAGAGUUUAGGACACUCCACCAAUGCUCAGACAGAGGGGCACACUGUCGCUGUAGUAGAAACAGAGGAGAAGGAGGAGCAGAGACAGAAUAAAAUUGAAGGUCUACCUCUCUAUGCUGUGUCCUCCAAAGUCAAACAUGAGUAUGUGAUCACUGAUUACUCUGUGGAACUUCCUGAAGAGACAAGUAGCCAAGACCAAGAAGGAGAUGUAUCAUCUGAGGAGACAACUCCUCCUAAACUAGUCCUGAAGAAGGUCCCCAAGAGGAGUCUUAAACAGUCCAGGGAACAAACUCCUCCCUGCCUGUCCACUUUGUCUUCCUUUGAAGAAAAUAGUAAAGUCACACAGUACACCUUUGAGAUUGUGGACAAGCAAGGCCUGUUAGAAGUGGAGAGCAACACUGAACUCGAGUCAGUUGAAACUCUUCAAGGAGGAUCAACAAAGCCAGCAGCCAGCAGCACAAACUAUGACGACGCCAUGCAGUUUCUCAAGAAGAAACGUUACCUUCAAGCUGCGAUGGCCAACAACAGCCGGGAUUAUGGCCUGAACACGAGCAGCAUCUCCUCUCAGCCGUCUGUUACACAAACUGUGGUGUCAACUGUUAUUGACGAAACUGUCCCUGCCACCAUUUUGGAGCCCCAGCCAAUCAGCACAGAGAUUAAGGCAACUCAUGACAAGAAUGUGCUACCAGAUGAGGUUCUUCAGACGCUUUUGGAUCACUACUCCAACAAAGCUAACGGGCAGUCAGACAUUUCUUUUAGCGUGGCUGACACAGAGGUGACGUCAAGCAUAUCCAUAAAUUCCUCUGAUGUUUCAGACAGCAGCCCAGUGGAGAGUCUUGGAGCCUCUAGCGCCCAGGCUCAGCCAGCUACCGAGAAGGUCAGCCUUUUGCAAGAAUACUCCAAGUUUCUCCAGCAAGCACUGGAGAGGACCAGCCAGAACGACAGCUACCUGACCAGCCAGAGCCUCAGCUUGGUCUCAGAAAACCCCACAUUAGCUGGACAACCUCUGUUCUCCACAGAGAAACAGUUUCCUUCCCCCAGCAGGUUCAAAUCAGGGAUGAGCUCUCCGCUAAGAUCCACUUUAGAGAAACCUCACUUUGGAUUACUGGUCGGGGACUCCCAGCAUUCGUUUUCAUUUUCAGGUGAUGAGACCACCCCUCCCUCUGCAGUGUCCCCAGCUGAGGAGGACUUUCUGGAGCAGGUCUCGCCCUCCAAAAAGACAGACUCUUCACAGGGAAUACUUCAGACUUUUCAAAUAAGCUCCUUCGAUCAGAACUUCAAAUCUCAUUUCCAGACAACAAGAUCUGGAUCCUCCUCACAGUUUACUGUUGCCAACGGACAAGUAAGUCUUCGGGGACACAGCACAGACUUCUCAGAGUUUCCCUUAGUCAGAGUCACUGAGACCAGGUCUCAACUGAACUCCUCUCCUGAUGUUUCACCCAGUGAAACCUUUGGCUAAAGGGGUCAGAAUUCAUUUCUGUUAAUAAUUUCAGCUGCACUUUAUCUCAUGUCUCCUGUUUUGCCAAAACAAGCCCCUUUGCAAAUACAUGCUCUUUCUCAAGGCUUUUUGUUAUGAAAACAUAUUCAUAUUCUGUUUUUUGUUUAACCUAACAGAGUGGAAAUACUGAAAAUUGAUAAAUCAUAAUUAGCACUUCCCCUUUAAAAAUAAAUUGUAAAUGUGCAUGGGUAUAUUUCUUCCUCCAGAAUGUACCUUAAGAGAUUAGGUAAAUUAAGAGAUUAGGUGACCAAAGUGUAAAGCAAGAGGUAGAGUGAAAUGUUUCUCAUACCAUUGCCAUAGAGUUUAUUUUGAAUGUUUUUGUCAAUCAGCUUGCCUUGCUCAAAAGAAGAUUAAAUCACUCCUGCUGCUUAAUGCAAUAUUUCCACUUACUAUAAUGUAGGCCCUAUUUAUGUAUGCCUUUUUGCUCUUUCUGUAGCUACCUCCCCGUGCUGUUCAUCUGGGUAAAUGUAAGUUCACUCUUGGGACCUUUUUUCCCCCAGCUGUUAGAUCAUAACUGAUUCUUCACUAUAUGUUGAAGUCACUUUAAUUUCACCUAAAAUUGGUGUUUGUACAGGAUUUGUGAAAUGAAUGUUACAGGAAAGAUUUAACUGAUUGUGAUUGUCUAAUCUGGAAUCUAGUUUAUUUUGUAUUCACACCUUGGCCCUAAUUUGGUCGUUGUGAUGGUCAAAAAGUUUAGAAGUUCUUAUUGGUAAAUUGUGUGGGGUCAUGUAUUCUCUUCAUGGCUGGAUUUCUUGACUGAUUUUACAGUUGUAACUCUAGUGCAGUAUAGACUUUGUAAUAAAAAGACUGGCCUGUAUAAUCUAAAAGAUUAAAAAUUUCUCUCCCCCCAAAAGAUUUGGGUAUCAAAGAGCUGCACGCAUGUAAUGACUGCAGGAUAAUUCUUAUUUUCUUCUAGUAGUAUAAGGGAGUUGUAAUGAAAUUACAAGAUUGUGCAUAAUGAUUGCACAACUUGCACAUUCUUCACUACAGGGAAUGUAGUACUUAACUGUCAUGGUGGAUGAGUUGCAUAAUACUUUGACUUAAAAGGCAACUUUUUCUUAAAUGACAUUUCUGACACUGACCACUUAGCGAAAACUCUUGUGUAAGACUUGAGUUGUAUGAAAUUACAGAUGAUCCUUUUUGCCUCACAGUUUGAUUGUUGUUCUUCAUCGAGCAUGCACAGGUUUUUAGGGGCACAACCAUGUGAUUAGAAUCUUUUGUAUUCAUUGAAGGUCAAAGUUUUGUUAAGGCUGUAUUAUCAAAUCGACAGUCCAUGUGGAAAUAAGGUGCUUGGUUUUCCAGUUGAAUUCAUUUUACAUCUGUGCCUUUCUUUCUUUCUUCCUCUUUUUUAAUUCCAGCCUUUCCUAUAUUCAUUCCUUUAAACACAUUUCUCUUUUACUCAGUCAAUGCUCUAAGGCUACUAAUUCAACUUGCACAAUAACAGAAAAGACAUAAGCUAUCAACCCAUUCAGUCUGUAAUAUGUUGGAUCUGGGAGCUUCUUCUAAUUUUGUCCACCAUAUUUAAAUUAUUUUAGAAUUGUAGCAAAGAAUAGCACCAAGUUUAACUCUCAAACUAUUAUCUGUCACAUUUUCAUGUUAUCAUACAGCAGUAUGUCUAUAUGGGUACAGAAUCAUGUUUUAGAUAUUUGUAGUUUUGAUAACGAUCACCUAUUUGCUAGAAUUCAGUAGUAAACCAUAUCUGUCUAGGCCUUGUUGAAACCAUGUGGUUUUAAAUGGUUGGGUGAGGUCUGUUGUGUGCUGUCAACUGUUUUCUGUGUGUACAUGUAUGUCUAUCGUCUUAGGUGCUAUCGUGUUGAACACUGUUUUUAUCUAGCAGCAUCAAAUUUAGGUUUGCUCUCCCAAAGCUCCCACCUUGUUACAUUUCUUCUGACAAUCAGGGACAGACAGCACCCACAUUAAUCAUCAAAUACUUUAUUUUCCUCAUUGAACAUUCCCCGUAGAAUGUAUAGACAACAUACUGCUGUAAAUACAUUGUAUAUUUUUAUGUUCUGAGAAGUACUGUUAGAUCUUUGUGUCAAUAGAGAGACAAGGCUUGUGCAAGAGACACUUUUUGUCAGUGGAGGGCACAUUUAUUAGUUUUCCAGCAUUUAUCAGAUUCAACAGUGAAUCCUUUUCACUUGCUGAAAGGAUGUGGGUUUCUGAGGUUUGUAUAUAUUACCACUGUUAUCACAGGAAAAUUGACACCUUUUUACAGUUUUAUCAGAUUGGUUAAAGUGUUUUUUUUUUUUUUCGUUAACACAUUUGAUUGUGCAUUAUGAUGGGUUUUACUUUAUGCACCUGAAAUCGAGUUUAAAGUAAUACUGCUACCUGAAAUCAGUCUUUCUCUAUCAAGUAUUUAACCUCAGCAGCUGUGAGCAGCUUGAAGUCAUGUCAGCUCAAAUAGAUCUUUGGUGGACUAUUGCAUAAAAGUAAUCUCUCUGUGGUUGAAAUAUUCCUCUUUACCCAUUUCACUGUACGCAGUUUUUAAAGCACAGUGCAGAUGAAUAAUUCUGCUUUGGUAAACUGUAUCCCACAAGCUGUUCAUGGAGAGUUAGAAUUGAGUUAAGCAAUUUAAAAUACAGAACUUGAUGGAGAUUCAUGGAUUAAAAGAGCAGUAAUAUGGUUUUUUUUUUUUCCUUUUAAUUAACUAUUGUCAGUAACCUGGCCAUAAGUGUCCUUGUAUAAGCUAGAGGAAAAAAAAUGUGUAAAAAGAUCUGAAUUAUGAAUUUUUUGAUAAAAACUAUUUUUGAAACAUGUCAUUUAAGGCACUGAUAUGUACAGUAUAUCAUGCAGUCACUAUUGCUACCCUCAUUUAUCUCUGUACAAGUUGUUUGUGUCAAGAUGUUUCAAAUACGGACGGGAAUCUCCAUCCUGAGUGUGAACUUUGGCAUUUUCAUACUUUUAAUGACCUUGACAAGGAAGCCUCACCGCUUCACUGUGGGGUGGGUGGGUGGGUGAUCUUCAGUUAGACAGUAAGGUUUAUUUGCAUGGUCUUUAACUUGUUGGGUCAAGUGAACUUGUUUUAUGAAUAAUGUGCAGCUUUAAUUGUAGCUGAUUAAUUUCAGUCAAGUAACCCAUAUGAUUAGAUUUUUGCAAUAUAAUUUGUAAACAAUCAGAUUAAAUUGUUGUUUUGAUUGUUGUGUGUCAUGUCCUUAUAAAUAAAAUAAUUCACAGUAUGUAA